Molecule: messenger RNA, 897 nt
Organism: Vairimorpha ceranae
Lineage: Eukaryota; Fungi; Microsporidia; Nosematidae
Exons: 1
Coding region: 1-897 (298 amino acids)
Source: RefSeq, a predicted model, not a curated record
AUGUUUCUCAACUUACUAUUUCUGUUACUUUCCGUUAAAAAAGAAUUAGAUGAUAGACCUUUAGCACUGUGUGAAUAUUAUUUAUCACCAAUUUGUAAAAAUUAUUCAAAUUUUGUAGUUAAGGAAUUGGAAUCUAUAUUAAGAAAUGAUAUAUGUUUUGUAGUAAGUGAUAACACUAGCAGUAUAUUUAGAUAUCAAGUUAAAAGAAAAGGUCUUUCUAUUAUUAAACGUAAGAAUAAUAAGCUUAUACAUGAACCUUUUACAAAGUCACAUUCUUUUUAUUUUUUUAUAGAUAAAGAAGGAUUAGUACAUUACUCAGAUUUAUUGAAUAAGGGAGUACAAGUUGUGUAUUUUACACAUAAUUUAAUAUCACCUAGUAAUUUUAAUCUUCUUAUAAAUGCCUAUAAAAAAAUACAUAGAUAUGCAUUAAAUACAUCUUAUUAUGAAUUUAAUAUUAGAACCCGCCAUUGUAAAAAUUUUAAGGAAUACAAAGUAAGCCAUUCUUAUAUUGGAACUAUACAUAAUACAAUUUAUAAAGAAAAGUGUGAUAAAACAUUAGAACUAUUAAAAGAUCAUUUUACUACCUUUUUUAAUAAAAAUAAUUUAUUAAAUAGGCCGUUAUACGAAGUAGCUAAAAUGUAUCAAGAAAGUCUUUUGAGCUACCUUAAGAAACUUAAUGUUAUAAAAAACUGUAAUAUUUCACAUAUAAACUUUCCUUAUGUUUUUACAAAAGAUCUAACGCAGCCUUUUAAAGACUCUAUUUUAAUUACUGGCGGUGUGUGUUUUAGCGAGUUUUUAUUGAAUUCUAAUGAUUUUUUUAAAUUUGGCACUAGAUUUAUUUUUACUUAUAAAUUUCAAGUCAAUGGAAAAAAAAUACUUAUAGAAUGUGUACAUUAA